Saccharomyces kudriavzevii IFO 1802 is the source of this 1329-nucleotide messenger RNA. RefSeq names its product Uip5p (gene UIP5). The coding region runs from base 1 to 1329 and encodes 442 amino acids. The transcript has a single exon. Gene Ontology annotation, biological process: Golgi organization; endoplasmic reticulum organization; endoplasmic reticulum to Golgi vesicle-mediated transport. Lineage: Eukaryota; Fungi; Ascomycota; Saccharomycetes; Saccharomycetales; Saccharomycetaceae. Gene Ontology annotation, cellular component: endoplasmic reticulum membrane; endoplasmic reticulum-Golgi intermediate compartment; COPII-coated ER to Golgi transport vesicle. Gene Ontology annotation, molecular function: D-mannose binding. The record is from RefSeq and is a predicted model, not a curated record.
AUGACAAGAGAUGUAAGGUCGGGAAAACUGGCCAUAUCGUUGUUGAUCUUAUCAUUGUUUUUGAUAUUCCAAGUAGUGACCAGGAUCUACCUCAACGACGGCAAUGAGAAGGAUAUAGAGAUUGUGCCUUUAACAGGAAGAAGAUCUCAUGUAACACGGGUUCCAAAUAAUGACGCCAGUUUAUCCAUACCGUAUUUGGACAAGAUCAACCUGUUUUGGCAUGUGGGGGGUGCCACGCAGAUUAGAAAUGCUCAAUCAAUCAAGCUAACACAGGAUCGAGAUCAGCACAAACAUGGGCUGGUGCUGUCCAACGGGGUUGGCGACAACACCAUUAAUGACUUUGAAAUCGUCUACAAGUUCAGGAUCUCAAACGACCCGGCUACACAACUCGUGGGCGAUGGGAUGUGCUUUGCCAUUACGCCCGAGAAUGGGUUUCUCACACAGGAUCUGAAGUCGUCAUAUGCGAGAAGGCAAUAUAUGAUGAAUUCUCACGGCGUCAUGGGAGGUAACACAGACCUGAUGGGUUUCCCCAAGAACUUACCUGGGCUGUUUCUUGUCUUGGACACGUAUCGAAACCAAGGCAACGACCAUAAGGAAACACCCUUCAUGGAUGUAUUUCUAAAUGUGGCUCCAGAAAGCGACUCGUACGAUAUUAACAGUGAUGGCGAACUAAGCACGUCGCUGCGACUAAAUUCGAAGGGCCACAUCAACCUCAAGAUGGAUGCUCUAUGGAACGAAGUCACCAAGCUAAGAAUCAUAUACCUGGAAAGUAUUAGUUUUCUGAAGAUCGACAUCCAGUACGCCAAAGAGGGCAAUUACUGGGUCGAGCUGUUCCAAACCACUGAAAACCUGUACUUGCCCAAGAAUAUACACACGGGACAACGAUACAUCGGCUGUGGUGCAUUAAAUGGGCAAUUGACCGAAACCGUGGAGCUACUGGAAGUGUGCACAAGCGAAUUUCACUGGAACGACAAGGACGAGUCCAUCGAGGACACUUACGAUUACGUGAAGGAAGCUGAACUAUUCUUGGAGCAGGAGUUUGGCGAGACCUUAGACAUGGAACCCGAUGAGUUUACGAAGUGGAAAAUGACCAAAGCGCAACCAAACAUCAAAGCUGGUCCACGGCCAACUGAGACACUCGCGCCUAGCCGUCCCCGUCACAAGCUGCUUAGGGCCGCACUGGCCAUCUGGCAUUAUAGCGAAGUUUUGCUAUCAAUUAUCGGCAUUUAUUUUAUUUCUGUUUGCAUAAGAGUUUUCAGAAGAAGAUUCAAAAGAAUCAGAUUCAGAAGAUUGAGGGGCUCGCAUUCCGUGGGGCUAUUGCCCAUGUAG